AUGAAGUCCACGGCUGAGAGUAAAGAGACUCCGUCUCAGGACGAGUCGACCACCAGUGUACCAUGCACGGAGGCGCCUCUGGUCGAGGAAGGGGAGGAAGCAAGCUUUGGCGCAUACAAGAGGAUCUUUACAUUCGCCGGCAGGACAGAACUUAUCCUUCAGGCCGUUGCUAUCCUUGCUGCAUGCGCCUCUGGAGCAGGAAUUGCGCUUCAAAACCUCAUCUUCGGCCAGUUCGUCACCGUCAUCACCGAUUUCACCAACGGAAUCUCAACGCCGGCAGACUUUCGUGACAAUGCCGCCGAGUUGGCCCUCUACUUUGUAUACCUGGGCAUCGCGCGGCUCGUCCUCUCCUACACCUACAACACCCUCCUAACCUACGCGGCCUACCGCAUCGUCCGCAAUAUCCGACACGCCUAUCUCAAAGCGGCGCUGAGCCAAGAAGUGGCAUACUACGAUUUCGGUAGCGGGGGCUCCAUCGCCGCGCAGGCAACUUCGAACGGCAAACUGAUCCAGGCCGGCGCCUCGGAUAAGAUCGGUCUUCUCUUCCAGGGCCUCGCAGCAUUCGUGACGGCUUUCAUUAUCGCGUUUGUGGUGCAGUGGAAACUCACUCUGAUCUGCAUCUGCAUCCCCGUAGCCACGAUCGGCACGACGGGGGUGGUAGCUGCGGUCGAGGCUGGGCACGAGACGAGGAUCUUGCAGAUACAUGCGCAGGCGAAUUCGUUUGCCGAGGGUAUUCUGGCGGGUGUGAAGGCUGUUCAUGCUUUUGGGAUGCGGGAUAGUCUGGUCAGGAAGUUUGAUGAAUAUCUGGUGGAGGCGCAUAAGGUCGGUAAGAAGAUCUCGCCGCUGCUUGGUCUUCUCUUCUCGGCGGAGUAUACGAUCAUCUACCUUGGAUAUGGGCUGGCGUUUUGGCAGGGGAUCCAUAUGUUCGGCAGGGGGGAGAUUGGGACUGCUGGGGAUAUCUUUACGGUUUUGCUCUCUGUCGUCAUUGCGUCAAUCAACCUGACUUUACUGGCGCCGUAUUCAAUUGAAUUUAGCAGGGCUGCUUCAGCGGCUGCGCAACUGUUCCGACUCAUAGAUCGAGAGUCUGAAAUCAACCCAUACGGGAAGGAAGGCCUCGAGCCGGAACGGGUAUUAGGCGACGUCGAGCUCGAGAAUGUUACGUUCUCGUAUCCCACGAGGCCGGGGAUUACCGUCCUCGAUAACUUCAGUCUCAAGGUCCCAGCGGGAAAGGUGACUGCCCUGGUAGGGCAAUCUGGAUCGGGGAAGAGCACGAUCGUGGGAUUGCUCGAGCGGUGGUAUAACCCGACCUCUGGGGCGAUCAGACUCGACGGGAACCUGAUCAGUGAGCUCAAUGUUGGCUGGCUGCGGAGGAAUGUGCGGCUCGUACAGCAGGAGCCGGUGCUCUUCCAGGGAAGCGUGUUCGAUAACAUCAGGUACGGCCUCGUCGGGACGCCGUGGGAGAAUGCCUCUCGGGAAGAGCAGAUGGAACGGGUGCAGGAGGCCGCGAAGUUGGCAUAUGCGCACGAAUUCAUCUCUGAGCUGACCGACGGAUACGAUACGCUGAUCGGCGAACGGGGUGGUCUGCUUUCUGGAGGCCAGAAGCAGCGGGUUGCGAUUGCCCGCAGCGUCGUUUCUCAACCGAAGGUCCUUCUGCUGGAUGAAGCAACCAGUGCUCUUGAUCCGCAUGCAGAGACGAUUGUUCAGAAGGCUCUGGACAAAGCAGCUGAGGGGCGCACGACGAUUGUCAUUGCUCACAAACUUGCUACGAUCCGCAAGGCGGACAAUAUCGUUGUCAUGAGCAAGGGUCACAUUGUCGAGCAAGGCACACACGAGUCACUGAUAGCCAAGGACGGCGUCUAUGCCGGUCUGGUCAAAAUCCAGAACCUGGCAGUGAAUGCUUCAGCACAUGACAAUGUAAAUGAGGAGGGUGAAGGCGAAGAUGUCGCUCUCCUGGAGGUCACCGAAACAGCAGUAACCCGCUACCCAACCUCCAUCCGCGGUCGAAUGAACUCCAUAAAGGACCGCGACGAUUAUGAGAACCACAAGCACAUGGAUAUGCUGGCCGCCUUAGCUUAUCUCGUCCGCGAAUGUCCAGAACUGAAAUGGGCCUAUCUCGUCGUGCUACUGGGGUGUCUUGGUGGUUGCGCCAUGUACCCCGGCCAAGCUAUCUUGAUGUCUCGCGUUGUCGAGGUCUUCACGCUCUCGGGAGACGCUAUGCUAGACAAAGGAGACUUCUAUGCCAGUAUGCUGAUCGUUCUCGCGGCCGGGUGUCUGAUCUGUUACUUAGCUGUCGGAUAUGCAACCAACACUAUAGCCCAGCAUCUUAGUCAUUGGUUUCGACGCCUCAUUCUGCACGACAUGCUGCGACAGGAUAUCCAGUUCUUUGACCGUGAAGAGAACACUACCGGUGCGCUGGUAAGCCGUAUCGAUUCGUACCCGCAUGCAAUUCUCGAACUGAUGGGCUACAACAUCGCCCUGGUCGUGAUUGCUGUCCUGCAGGUGGUAACCUGUGGCAUCCUGGCCAUUGCAUUCUCCUGGAAACUAGGGCUGGUCGUUGUCUUUGGCGGUAUUCCACCCCUUGUCGGUGCUGGGAUGGUACGAAUCCGCGUCGACUCCCGCCUCGAUCGCCAGACAUCGAAGAAAUAUGGCACCAGCUCGUCCAUUGCCUCUGAAGCUGUAAACGCUAUCCGGACCGUUUCGUCCCUUGCAAUCGAAGAGACGGUGCUACGUCGAUACACGGAGGAACUAGACCACGCUGUCUCGUCUUCGGUGAAACCCAUGGCUGCCACGAUGAUUUGUUUCGGGCUGACGCAGUGCAUUGAGUACUGGUUUCAGGCGCUGGGAUUCUGGUAUGGGUGUCGUCUUGUGUCGCUGGGGGAGACUAGCAUGUAUAGUUUCUUUGUCGCAUUCCUCAGUGUGUUCUUUGCGGGUCAGGCGUCAGCGCAGCUGUUCCAGUGGUCGACCAGUAUUACAAAGGGAAUCAAUGCGACGAACUACAUCGCUUGGUUGCACCAGCUCCAACCAACAGUGCGCGAGACGCCGGAGAACCACGAUAAAGGCCCUGGAUCUGGGGCGCCGAUUGCUAUGGACAAUGUGCGCUUCUCGUACCCUCUACGGCCAGACGCCCCUAUCCUGAAAGGGGUGAAUCUGAAGAUAAACAAAGGCCAAUUCAUCGCUUUCGUCGGCUCCUCCGGCUGCGGCAAAUCCACCAUGAUUGCCAUGCUCGAGCGCUUCUACGAUCCAACAACAGGGAGCAUCACAAUCGACGCUUCCACCCUCACCGACAUAAACCCCAUAUCCUACCGAAAUAUUGUGGCACUGGUGCAGCAAGAGCCAACCCUUUUCCAAGGGACAAUACGGGACAACAUCUCGCUUGGCGUCUUCAACCCGAAUACGCAGCCUUUCUUUUCUGAUAAGGAUGCAGUGAAGUCCGUGUCUGAUGAGCAGAUUGAGUCGGCCCUCCGCGCAGCUAAUGCCUGGGACUUUGUCUCCUCAUUGCCGCAGGGGAUCUACACGCCCGCUGGCUCAGGCGGGUCCCAACUCUCUGGGGGGCAGCGGCAACGCAUUGCCAUUGCCCGCGCGCUCAUCCGAGAUCCAAAGAUCUUACUCCUUGACGAGGCUACGAGUGCCCUGGAUACAGAGAGUGAGAAGAUCGUGCAGAAGGCUCUCGAGGGGGCGGCCAGGGACGGGGACCGGCUUACGGUUGCUGUUGCGCAUCGAUUAAGCACGAUUAAGGAUGCUAAUGUUAUCUGUGUAUUCUUUGGAGGAAAGAUUGCGGAGAUGGGAACGCAUCAAGAGUUAAUAGUUAGGGGGGGGCUGUAUAGACGGAUGUGUGAGGCGCAGGCCUUGGACUAA
Messenger RNA from Aspergillus nidulans FGSC A4, 3855 nucleotides. RefSeq names its product ABC transporter ATP-binding protein. The record is from RefSeq and is a predicted model, not a curated record. The transcript has 5 exons. Gene Ontology annotation, biological process: transmembrane transport. Gene Ontology annotation, molecular function: ABC-type transporter activity; ATP binding; ATP hydrolysis activity. Lineage: Eukaryota; Fungi; Ascomycota; Eurotiomycetes; Eurotiales; Aspergillaceae. Gene Ontology annotation, cellular component: membrane; plasma membrane. Bases 1 to 3855 code for a protein of 1284 amino acids.